AUGACGCUGGCACUGGCACUGCGAGCCACACCGGAGCGACUGGUGUCCCGUGGGGUGGACAAUAUCCGGAGUGGCCGUGAGCAGUUCUAUUGCCUUGCGGUCACGCCCGCUUCUGGUGCGGCCCUGGCGUGGCUCACGGGACGGUGUGCCGGAGUGGUGAAGAACGGCCGUCUUCCUCGCCGCGGAAGUCGUAGUGUCAGUACUAGGCUGCAUGCGACCAAGCCAGAGGUGGCCUUUGUCAUCGGCGGCCCUGGCAGUGGGAAAGGGACGCAGUGCGAGCUGGUCGUCUCCGAGCUGGGCUUUCAACACUUGAGCGCUGGCGAGCUCCUCCGACAGGAGAGGAGCCGAAAAGGAUCGCCCUUGGCCGAAGAGAUUGAGGAGGCCAUGAAAGCCGCCAAACCUGUGCCCAGCGAGGUGAUCGCCAAGCUGCUGGAACAAGCUAUGAGGGAAGCAGGUGUCAGACGUUCGAAACCCUGGAAGGAGCAUCCAGAGGAGCCCGUGGAUGUGAAUUUUCAGGGUUCCGUGGAGGAUGAACUUUCUCAAGUUGCUGACUGGAUCGAUUCGAUCUUGGACCCUUUCUACACCAGGGAUGUGAAGAAGAAUAAAAUUCUCUGGGCAUGGCAGGCUGGCGUAGGACAAAAAAUCUUUCAUUAUCGCUUCGAUGAGGCGUUUGUUCUCGGUUUCUAUGUGCUCGAUUUCCGCACCCGUGAUGGUGCCAACUUCGUCACCAUGGAACUGGACCACUUCCACCUCCAGGAGCCCGAGAAGAGGCGGCUGGAUGAGGCUGUGGGUGUCAUGGGCUUAAAGGUCCCCUCAUUGAAGAUAGGCGCCUGGGCCGAGGGCCCUGCCGCGCGCUUCGUGGUGGACGGCUAUCCCCGCUCAGCUGAACAACUGAGGGGCUACCAGACCGAGCUCAGCCAGAAGGUGCAGCUCCUUUGCUGUAUCAGCUUGGAGGUAGACAGAGAAGAAAUGCGCCGCCGCUUGCUGGGCCGCGCGCAGAGCUCUGGCCGUGUCGACGAUGAGGAGGAGGUGAUUGAGAAGCGGCUGAACACGUUUCAGGCCGACACGGAUCCCCUCCUGGCCUUUUUUAAGGCCGAAGGUUUGCUCAAGGAAGUCAAUGGCAACCAAGCACCGGAGCAGGUCUUUCAGGAGGUGCGUGCAUGUUUGGAGGUGGAGGCGGAUGCCUAA
Durusdinium trenchii is the source of this 1188-nucleotide messenger RNA. The record is from the annotation of a GenBank genome assembly. NCBI's taxonomy places the organism in Eukaryota, Dinophyceae, Suessiales, Symbiodiniaceae.